Messenger RNA from Nicotiana attenuata, 2025 nucleotides. RefSeq names its product F-box/kelch-repeat protein SKIP11-like. The transcript has a single exon. Gene Ontology annotation, cellular component: nucleus. Bases 534 to 1811 code for a protein of 425 amino acids. The record is from RefSeq and is a predicted model, not a curated record. Gene Ontology annotation, molecular function: protein binding. NCBI's taxonomy places the organism in Eukaryota, Viridiplantae, Streptophyta, Magnoliopsida, Solanales, Solanaceae.
UCCCACCCCACUCCACCCCUUAAGAAAACAAUAGAGAAGCUCUUACCCAAUUUAAGAAAAAUUUUGUAUAGGAAGAGCUGCUUCCUUCAAGAAAAUAUUGAUAAUCUUCUUUGAGAGAAUAACGAGAGAAUAAUUUGCUCUACGGAAAAAAAUUGAAAGAGAGAGUGCUGAGUGUGAACCGAGACUGUUAGAUUACUUGGAUCUUUGAUUACAUUACUUACUCUUUUUGCACUUUCUCCUUAGGCAUUUAAAUAAUUUUUCCUCCUUAUGAAGCCAAAACUUACUUUAAUUUCAGAAGAGAGAAUCCAAAGGCCCCGAUUCUUCUUCUACCAAUUAGUACAAAAAUUAAAUAACUACCCUUAUAUACCAAUACAUACCGGAAAACAAAAAGAAAAAAAACUAUUUAAUAGGAAAAUCAAGAAAACAACAGAGGUAGAAUUCACCAGAUACAAAAAAAGGUUGUCUUUUUCAGUUCAUUGCAAUCAACUUCUUCCUUCAUUUUAUCAAAUCCUCUUGGUUUUAAUCUGGACGACAUGUCAGAAGAUCAGUCUUGUUUGGUUUCAAAGGAUUGUCAGAGAGAAAGUAACUUGGUGGCUUGCAUGAAUGGCAAAGAGCCAUUGGUAAAUUAUCAGGAGCGUGAACUUGUGAAAUGCAAGUUGCCAAAUAAGUCUGAUACUUUCAACAGAGUGGAAGUCGCUCUAUCUUUGGGCAACUUUUCAGCAUCCCCGAACGAGCAAGCUGGCAAUAAACGUCAUGCUGGGAAUAAUUCUGAUUCGAGCUCUUUUAUUCAUGCGAUUGGCCGUGACAAUUCCAUCGGUUGUCUCAUUCAUUGCUCUCGAUCGGAUUAUGGCGCCAUAGCAUCUUUGAAUCGUAGCUUUCGCUCAUUGAUUAGGAGCGGAGAACUUUACAAAUUGCGGCGGGAAAAUGGUGUGGUUGAGCAUUGGGUUUAUUUCUCCUGCCAACUAGUUGAAUGGGAAGCUUUUGAUCCUAGUCGCGGUCGUUGGAUGCAUCUGCCAGCUAUGACUCCUGAUGAGUGUUUCGUGUUAGCUGACAAGGAGUCGUUGGCGGUUGGCACAGAGCUGCUUGUGUUUGGAAAGGAGAUCUUUUCGCAUGUCAUUUAUCGUUACAGUUUAUUGACAAACACGUGGUCAUCUGGGAUGCGGAUGAAUGUACCAAGAUGUUUGUUUGGUUCUGCCAGCAUUGGGGAGAUUGGCAUUCUAGCUGGUGGCUGUGACUCACAAGGCAAUAUACUUAGCUCAGCUGAACUUUACAAUUCGGAAGCAGGAACGUGGAAGACUUUACCGAGCAUGAAGAAGCCACGUAAGAUGUGUUCAGGUGUAUUCAUGGAUGGAAAAUUUUAUGUGAUAGGAGGAAUUGGAGGAGCCGAAUCGAAGCGGUUGACUUGUGGGGAGGAGUAUGAUCUGGAAAAAGGAACGUGGCGUGAAAUCCCAAACAUGUGUCCUGUGCAAACUAACGCUACUACAUCUGAUGCACCUCCUUUGGUGGCAGUUGUAGACAAUGAGCUGUACGCGGCUGAUUAUGCUGACAUGGAGGUGAGGAAGUAUGACAAGCAAAAUAAAGCGUGGGUUACCAUAGGACGGCUGCCCAAAAGAGCAGCUUCCAUGAAUGGUUGGGGUUUGGCUUUUCGAGCAUGUGGUAACAGGCUAAUUGUAAUUGGUGGACCCAAGGGAGGUGCAGAAUAUAUCGAAGUGAAUUCAUGGGUUCCAAGUGAAGGGCCGAUACAAUGGGACUUGCUUGGCCGAAAGCCAUCUGGUAGCUUUGUGUAUAACUGUGCUGUCAUGGGGUGCUGAUCUUAUAAUCCCGGUCUUUUGUCCUUGAUGAUGUUAUCUUGGUCCAUGUUUCAUUCUGUUUUAAAUUCAUGUUUGUUCUUUGCUAGCCAUCUUUAUCGUUGUACUGCAACAAGCAUUUAAGGGGAAAAAUAGGACAAUGAAAUUCCAUAAUUGUACGCUGAUAGACAAGCGAACUCCUAUGUCAUCUCAUCUUUAUUUUUCCUCCUUUAUAUGA